Messenger RNA from Erpetoichthys calabaricus (reedfish), 3247 nucleotides. RefSeq names its product fidgetin (gene fign). Lineage: Eukaryota; Metazoa; Chordata; Cladistia; Polypteriformes; Polypteridae. Bases 407 to 2680 code for a protein of 757 amino acids. The record is from RefSeq and is a predicted model, not a curated record. Gene Ontology annotation, molecular function: microtubule severing ATPase activity; ATP binding; ATP hydrolysis activity. The transcript is spliced from 3 exons.
AAAGAAAAAAAAAAAGUGAUUUGAAAUUGGCUCCGCGGCUUCGGCGCAUGCGCACUUGGGUGGCGUGCUAGCUUCUCCGGAGCAGCUGUUUUGGGUUUGAAAUUCCAACAUGGCAGAGGCUGUAGUCAGUCUUCCCUUCAGAAACUUGGAAUGAUUUCAAAUCGCAGGCAUCCUCACUUAACCCGAGUACCCAUUCAUCAGCAAACACAUCGGAUCGAUGUUAUUCUAACAUCCAGGGCUGCCUUGCCGCACAUUCAGGUUAAAUGAAUACCUGACGAAAAGGGCCCACGUUUCAAGGCAGUGAAAUCUGAUAGCUGAGAGGAAAAGUGGCUUUAAUGAAAAGCAACCUUUGGAAUUCCUGCUUGAGAAAAUUCCGAUUCAGCUUUUUUUGUUAUUGCAGCAAGAAAUGAUCAGUAGCACCAGUGUUUAUGGCUUAAAGAUGCAGUGGACCCCAGAACAUGCUCAGUGGGCAGAACAGCACUUUGACAUCACCUCCACCACCCGCUCACCUGCACACAAGGCAGAGGCAUACAGGGGCCACUUACAGCGAACCUACCAGUACGCCUGGGCCAAUGAUGACAUUUCUGCACUGACUGCUUCCAACCUGCUGAAAAAGUACGCCGAGAAGUACUCUGGCAUCUUAGAAGGUCCAAAUGAAAGGGUGGUCUUGAGUGCUUAUGCAGAAGCAGGCCCAGGGCUGGUGAAUGGAAGGAAGAACGACGAUUCCUGGCAGCCAGCUCUCAACUCUGAUGGCGUCUAUUCCAUGAACUGCGUGCCAGAUGUGAUUUCCGCAAGUAAACCUGGAGUGGCAGCGGCUCUGCCUCCGGCAGAUGUGUCUGCCAGCAUUGGCAGCUCUCCUGGGGUGGCUAGCAAUCUCACUGAGCCCAGCUAUUCGAGCAGCACCUGUGGAAGCCACCCUGUAGCCGGUCUUCAUUCUGGACUCCCAUCUCAGGAAUAUGCAACAGGUUACAAUGGCUCCUACCUGCAUUCGAGUUACAGUAGUCAGUCGGCUUCUGCACUUUCCUCCCCACACCCAUCCCCUUUGCACAGCGCGGGGCUUUUACAGCCCCCUCCUCCGCCCCCCCCUCCCUCCUUGGUGCCAGGCUACAACGCAGGCUCCCCCAACAUUUCAAGUUAUAAUUACACCCCAGCCGGUUACCCUUCUCAGACUGGUGUUGGCCCUGGCUAUAGCCCCAGUGGGGCACCCCCUCCAUCUGCUUACUUACCAUCAGGUAUCCCUGCUCCCACUCCUCUGCCUCCCACUACGGUUCCCAGCUAUUCCUAUCAAACUCACAGCCUUGCACCAAUUGCACCAACACCUCUGAACAGCAGCUCAGCCAAUUCCCUGAAGAGAAAAGCUUUUUAUAUGACUGGGCAAGGAGAAAUGGACUCCAGCUACGGAAAUUUUAACUACAGUCAACAGCGCUCCACACAAAGCCCUAUGUACAGGAUGCCCGAUAAUAGCGUUUCUAACGCUAGUCGUGGAAAUGGAUUUGAUAGAAGUGGUGAUGCCUCAUCUUUAGCAUUUAAACCUACGAAACAGUUGAUGUCUUCGGAACAGCAACGUAAGUUCAACAGUCAGCCAAGCAGAUCGCUCACGCCGCCAUCCUAUAGCUCAGCGAAAAACUCUUUGGGAGGAUCACGAUCGGGUGAGCCGUUUGGGAAAUUUAGUUCGCCCAUAAUGGGAGAGCCAAGUGAAGAGCACAGACAGCAUCUCUCCCACCCAGCGCAAGGACCAGGAAUCCGCACAGCUACCUCAUCCACCUGUCCUGCAGAUGAACAGCUGAAGAACACCGAUCAACACCUCGUUGAACUUGUCACCAAUGAGAUUGUCAGCCAGGCACCGCCGGUGGACUGGAGUGACAUUGCUGGGCUAGAACUGGCUAAAGCCACAAUCAAAGAGGAGGUCCUUUGGCCAAUGCUUAGGCCCGAUGUGUUUAGUGGACUCACUGCGUUACCUCGGAGUAUUCUUUUCUUUGGGCCUCAGGGAACAGGUAAAAUGUUACUGGGAAGAUGUAUAGCCAGUCAGCUGGGUGCUACCUUUUUUCGGCUCAGCGGCUCAGCUCUGGUGACAAAGUGGUUAGGAGAAGGAGAGAAAAUCGUUCACACUUCGUUUCUUAUAGCACGAUGUCGACAACCCUCUGUGAUUUUCGUCAGCGAAAUUGACAUGUUGCUUUCGUCGCAAGUGAGUGAGGAAAGCCCAGUGAACAGAAUUAAGACGGAGCUCUUGAUGCAGUUGGACAGUGUGCUAACCUCUGCUGAGGACCAGAUUGUGGUCAUCUGCUCAACCAGUAAACCCGAGGAAAUAGAUGAGUCAGUGAGACGAUAUUUCAUGAAGAGACUUCUCAUCCCCUUACCAGACAGCACAGCAAGGCACCAGAUAAUCAUUCAGCUGCUCUCACAGCACAACUAUUGCCUCAAUGACAAAGAGGUUGCACUGCUUGUCCAGCGAACGGAGGGAUUUUCUGGACUUGACGUAACACGCUUGUGUCAAGAAGCUGCCGUGGGGCCCCUUCAUACCAUGCAGGGCCCUGAUCUUUCAGCCAUUAUGCCUAGUCAGUUGAGGCCAGUCACUUACCCAGACUUUGAAAACGUUUUUUGCAAAAUACAGCCUAGCAUAUCCCAGAAAGAACUUGACACGUACACUGAAUGGAACAAAAUGUUUGGCUGCAGCCAAUGAAAAGUGAGCCAAAAAAAACCUUGCGGGCACGUGAACCUGUAAGACAAAAAGGGGAGGGUUCGGGUGGGAAAGGGGGGAAUCAUGGGGGUAAACAAAAAAGAAAAAGAAGAGAAGAAAAAUGUCAGAAAUAAUGCCGCCUUUUUUGUAGUGACACAGAGCAGCAAAGAGCUCUAAAGGCGGAGUGGGUCGAGGUCCACACGGACGCAAAGGAAAGAGUGCAGAAAGCGAGGACUUGUUGGUCUGCAAGCAGCAAAUUCUGAAGGCCUGCCUUGACACUUGAUUCUAUUGAAGCCAGGCGUCACUCACAACGGUGCAUGUGGGUUGACUUCAAGAGGACACAGACCUGUGUGCGUGUGUGUGUAUCAUUUUGCUGUUCCUGAGAUUUAGUUGCUAUCAAGUGCCUGAAGUGGUGCUUUAUUUUAUUAUUUUUCUUUUUAAUUUUAUUAUUAUAAUUUGUGUUUUGCCUCACAAUCUACAUUGGUGGCAUGUGCUAAUAUAAAGAGCUUUAACUUCAAAUAUUAUGGGACUGAGAAUGAGGAAGGCAUUGUUGAUUAGAGACAAAGGUGG